UUUUCAGGAAACUUGUUCAUUUUCCUCGGAAAAACACUCUUCUCGUCAAUCUUUUCUCUCUCUUUUCCCCGAGAAAAUCAGUUACCCUUUUUUGGAAACUUUCAGGGCCUGGAAAUGGAUAAUUCAAUGAGCAGUACUCUGCAGACAAGAAGAUUAUCACCCAAAAAAGCCAUAUCCAAGAAGCCUAUCAAAGUAGUGUACAUAUCAAACCCCAUGAAAGUGAAGACCAGUGCCUCAAAAUUCAGGGCCUUAGUGCAGAAACUCACCGGCCAAGACGCCGAAUUACAUGACGACCCGACAAAGUUCACCGACACCGAAGAAGCAGUCGACGACGUCGGCGGAGACAACGAUGACGGCAAUCAAAGGGUCCCCGAAACCGUGGCAAAGAACGGUACUACUUCUCCCGAUUACCAUGUAAAAGAGGUCCCCACCUUUGACCGACAACAGUGUUCCGCCAUUGCCGUCGACGGCGACCGAGGUGUCCCGUUUGACGCCUUCUACGACGACUAUGUUUUUACGCCGCAGAUGAUUGAGAAUUUCACUGGGAUGUUGCCACAAGGCCUUUUCAUAUGAAUAAAAAGAAGCUUGAAUGUAAGCUCUCCUAGGCCUUAUUUUAUCUGUU
Messenger RNA from Hibiscus syriacus, 622 nucleotides. RefSeq lists its product as uncharacterized. The transcript has a single exon. NCBI's taxonomy places the organism in Eukaryota, Viridiplantae, Streptophyta, Magnoliopsida, Malvales, Malvaceae. Bases 115 to 573 code for a protein of 152 amino acids. The record is from RefSeq and is a predicted model, not a curated record.